AUGGCGACGGUCACAAGCACAGGUACGCACAUUGGGCAUGGUGCGGCUACGGAUGUAGCUGAUGUCGACGUGACCAAGCUGGGCUCGAUGCCGAAGAACAAAGGACGUAUGACGGCGUCGUGGCACAAACGAGCGCCGUCCGAGUGGACGUUUUACGAGCGUAGUCUGAUCGUACUCGGGGUGAUGUCGCCGGAUAAUCCGAGUGCACCGCGUCCGAAGCCGCCCGUGUAUCCGAAGGAUGCGCCGGUGCCUGUGUAUCCGGUGUGGAAGUUGCACGCACGCAUCUUGCCGCGCGCUAUGGCACCUCUGCUGAUACACCACGCUUUCAGCUGGUAUACCAACAUGGGCGUGCCUGUGUGGAUCGCUACGACCGCGUAUCUGGCCUACUUUGUCGUCUAUGGCAUCGGCGUGUUCAAGUGGAACAACGACAUGACGCUCAAGUUCGGCACGUUCGACGGCGCCGUCGAGCGCGACGGUGUUCCGGACGUCGACACAACCAGUGUCGCCAUAGGCUUGUUUAUGGUCGUCAUCAGUCGCGCCGUGAUCGCCGUCCCGUAUCUGUACAAUCCGGCUGAGCCGGUUUUGGACACCAAGACAAUCCUGAUGCUGCCCGUCAACGCUUUCAUGUUUGCCAUAGCUGUCGACUUUUGGUUCUACUGGUACCAUCGUCUCAUGCACGAAGUGCCUUUCCUGUGGCGCUUCCACCGCAAACAUCACACCACGAAACAUCCCAUCGCUGCACUGGGCGCAUUUGCCGAUCACGAACAGGAGUUCUUCGACAUGGUAGGCAUCCCCGCGCUCGCUUGGCUCACGUGGCGGAUCAACUUUGCCACCUGGUGGGUCUCGACUUGCUACAUCCUCUUCCUCGAAGCCAGCGGCCAUUCGGGCCUCAGAGGCUACCUUGAAAAUCCUCUGACCUGGUAUCUCAGGUGGAUCGGUGCUGAACUGUGUCUCGAAGAUCACGACAUUCACCACCGAAGAGGUUGGAAAAAGAGUGGAAACUACGGCAAACAGACCAGGCUCUGGGACAUGAUGUUCGGCACCAUGAAACCCAGGAUCGAAGGUACCCCAGACAACAUCAACUGGCUCGAUCACAUGGACGAGCCCGCUCCCGUUCCACCCAAAAAACAGUAG
This is a messenger RNA of Mycosarcoma maydis (corn smut), 1134 nucleotides long. RefSeq lists its product as uncharacterized. The record is from RefSeq and is a predicted model, not a curated record. The coding region runs from base 1 to 1134 and encodes 377 amino acids. Gene Ontology annotation, molecular function: iron ion binding; C-4 methylsterol oxidase activity. The transcript has a single exon. Gene Ontology annotation, biological process: ergosterol biosynthetic process. Lineage: Eukaryota; Fungi; Basidiomycota; Ustilaginomycetes; Ustilaginales.